Trypanosoma cruzi is the source of this 576-nucleotide messenger RNA. RefSeq lists its product as uncharacterized. The coding region runs from base 1 to 576 and encodes 191 amino acids. The record is from RefSeq and is a predicted model, not a curated record. The transcript has a single exon. Lineage: Eukaryota; Euglenozoa; Kinetoplastea; Trypanosomatida; Trypanosomatidae.
AUGACGGACGCUCCGAGGACACGCGUCCUAACAAAAGAAGAGAUGGAGCGAAGUGCAGUCCGUCUUAGCACAAGUCGUCGUCCAGAAGUGAAACUUCCUCCGUUGGUGCAGCAAAAGACACGUACCAAGGAGGAGGUGGAGCACAGCAUUAAGCACCUAUACGACGAUUCUCUUGCCCAUCGACAACAACGUCUGCGCGAGAUUGAAGAGAGCGUCAAUGCGGAAAUAAGUAAGUUUCACGCUAGUAAGAAGAAACUGGAUGACGGUGAGAAGGAAUCGUUGGUGCAUCGUCUGUACGACGAGUCUGUUCAGCGGAAACAACAGAAUUUACAGGGGCUGUAUGAACGUGAGUUGUCACAUCUGGCUAGUACGCGCAGGACACUUGGAAAGAAGGAGCAGGCGACAGUUGUGGCACGCCUCUACAAUGAGGGUAUGGAAAAUAAUCGCAAGAAACACAUUGCGUUAUUUGAACGCUUUGUACUAGACCGACAACCGAAGACAGUGUACCGUAGCGAGGAGGAGGUGCUGGCGGCAUGUGAGAAACUUUCUAAGGGCGAGGGUGUCAUGUCCGCAUGA